GGAAAUAAUCUGCUGUAAACAAUAAUGGAAGGACGUGUGGAACAUGGACUUGCAAGAGUGUUAUCAAAGCAGGAUUUCGAUCCGGAUCAUUUUGUCAGUAAACAGACAGAGGGUGGAGAAGAUCAGUUGUUGGACAUGAAACAAAAGGUCCAGAUAUUAUCCGAUGAGACAGCUCAUGCUCUGAAACAUAAUGUAUACAAAAAUUACUCACAGUUCAUAGAAACUGCCAAGGAAAUUUCUAUUUUGGAAGGAGAGAUGUACCAGCUGAGUCACAUUCUGACAGAAGAGAAAAGUUUGAUGUCAUCCAUGAUGGAAAUGUCACUAGUUAGUGAUAAAGCUAUUGUUGAGCAACCCAAAGAACAAACCCAAGAGAAUCCAGAGGAAGAUACCAGGAAAAAUCUGGCAUUUCUGUUGGAGAAAGUUGAAGGCUGUUCUAGUGUAACAGAAGUUCCAGGACGACAUUUGAUACACAAUGGAGAUUUAGCCGAGCUGGAUGCUGAAUCAUUCACACAGAUACAGAAGGUCCAUGCCUUCCUUCUGAAUGACAGUCUGAUGAUAGCUACAUGGCUUCCCAAUAGGAGAGGUCCAGUUAGAUACAGGUUCCAGGGUUUAUAUGAGUUGGACAGUCUAGCUAUAGUUAAUGUUAGAGAUGCUGGACCUAUAAAGAAUGCAUUUAAAAUUUUGAUGUUUCCUGAUGCUAAAAUGUAUCAAGCUGAUGGAGCUAAAGCAAAGAGGCAUUGGUUAGACAUACUAGAAGAAACGAAGAAAGCUAAAGCUUCCAGAGAUAAACAAAAGAAAGAGGCAGCAAUACUGUUAGCUGAACAACAGGCACAUACUCCUGAAGAGGAGAGAAAAUCAUUUCCAAUUGAGGACGAUAGUGAAACUAUGGUUGCCAUAGAAACAGAUUGUUUAAAUGCUGAUUGGAUACAAGAACUACCAGAAGAUCUAGAUAUGUGUAUAGCUCAGAGAGACUUUGAAGGAGCAGUAGAUUUAGUUGAGAAAGUAAAUGAAUAUUUGAAAGACUGUCCAAAAGUACCAGUAGUUAAGGAAUUCAGAUCCAGAAUAGACAACAGAAUCAAACAAUUGACAGAGGGUCUUAUGGGGGAAUUACAGGUAUCCCCAGAGAGGUCACUGAGGGGUGGACCUAGAGCUGCCAGGAGAGCUGUAACACAGUUGAUCAGAUUGGGAAAGUCAGCUCAGGCAUGUGAUUUAUUCCUGAAGAACCGUAGUGCUAUCAUCAAGUACAACAUUCGUCAGUUAAAGUUUGAAGGAGCUACGACCCUGUACAUCAGGAGAUUAUGUGACGUGUUCUUCCCAUGUUUGUCAGAGACAGGAAAGGAGUUUACAAAGGCAUUCCAAGAUCAUUAUGGUUGUAUGUCUGCAUUUGUGGUGUGGGCCAAGGAAGAGUUAGAAAUGUGUGUCAAUACAUUCAACAGACAUGUGUUUGGCGGCAAGUCAACAUUAACAGUUAUAUCAGAAUGUGUACAGACAGCCAGACAACAUUGUGAUGAACAGCUGUGUAGUAUCGGUUUUGAUGUAUCAUUUGUGUUUGAGGACACAAUUACACCAGAGUUGGAGAGAGUUGUUCAAGAAAAUAGAGAACAGAUGAUUGAAGGAAUAAAAUAUAGGGGAAAUGAUGAUAAAUGGAGGAAAAUGAAUCAUUUAAAAGAAAAGGAAUGCAGCAGAUUCCUGGAAGAGAUGAUGUCUGUAGGUUUGGACCUGAAACCUUAUGUAGAAAGUGAUUGUUUUGUGGCACUUACAAUGAAUACAGCUCAGUUUGCAAAGAUUUGUAUGACAAUGACGAAAGAUUUGUUGACAUUACACACCUUGGAGUUAUCUCCCCUCAUCACAGAUACAAUAACUGAAGUAUUUAAAGCACAACUGUUACAUUUUGAGGAUAGUUUGAAAAACCCAGAUUUUAAAACAGAGCACAAGUUUAUAUUGAAGAAUGCCAAAUAUGUCCUGGAGACCUUAAUGAAGAAAGUGGAAGAACAAUUUAAAACCAGAUCAAUAUCAUUCCCAAAACAGUUAGUGUCGGUCAGUGGAAAGUACAAGAAACUAGAAUCACUUUCAAAAUCAUCUGGUAGCUGAAUUUGAAGUACCAUAAUUAAGAUAUACAGAACCAAUAUUUAUUGUACCAUGUGAAAAUUACUGUCAUAGUGACCAACAUAAUAGUUUAAAAUCCUGAAAUGGAAAACUAUAUUAAUGUACAUAUAACAGUUCUUAUAUCAGUUGUGGUGAUAAAAACACAGAUUUUACCAUAAUUCACAAAUUCUAGCUUUUGUUUAUGUAUUAUAGCUUGAUUUUGUGGUAAUUUUGUUUAUUUCAUGUUUGCAAAAAAUACCAUGAACAUUUUUUAAAUUACAUGAACGGUAAUUUCUAUGGACAUGUUGAAAAUUGUUGCAAAAUCACAAAUACUGAUGUACAUGUAUAUUAUUAUGUCUUUUUUAAUGUUCAAAUCCAACUAAGUAUGACCAAAUUUGCUGCAAUUUUAUCUGUAGGUGUAACAAAUUUAAGUGAAGUAACCAUACCUUUUUUGUGGUAUUAAAUCUUCACUAAUUGAGUACAAAUAUUACAAACACACAUUAAACAAAAUCUUAAUGUAUCGUCCCAAAUUAAAGAAGGCAUUUGUUAUACAAAGAAAAUAAAACCAAGAGGAUUUAAUUUAUGUAUAUAACAUAUUUUAUAAUUUAUAGUAUUUUUCAUUUAUUUUGAUAUGUAAAGUGCAAUACUUGUUUUUAUUUUGUUAUUUAAUAUUAAUUAAAGAUAUUAUAUGAAGAA
This is a messenger RNA of Mytilus californianus (California mussel), 2781 nucleotides long. Its product is annotated as exocyst complex component 8-like. The record is from RefSeq and is a predicted model, not a curated record. Gene Ontology annotation, biological process: intracellular protein localization; exocytosis; Golgi to plasma membrane transport. Gene Ontology annotation, cellular component: exocyst. The coding region runs from base 25 to 2091 and encodes 688 amino acids. The transcript is spliced from 16 exons. NCBI's taxonomy places the organism in Eukaryota, Metazoa, Mollusca, Bivalvia, Mytilida, Mytilidae.